Amorphotheca resinae ATCC 22711 is the source of this 972-nucleotide messenger RNA. RefSeq lists its product as hypothetical. Lineage: Eukaryota; Fungi; Ascomycota; Leotiomycetes; Helotiales; Amorphothecaceae. Bases 177 to 830 code for a protein of 217 amino acids. The transcript has a single exon. The record is from RefSeq and is a predicted model, not a curated record.
GGGCGAAAGUGAUUGCUGUUGUCGGGCCGGGCUACCAGUACCUGAGAUAUGGCAGUGGGAAAGGGGGGGACAGGAUAGCUUUCAAGCCAGGGCGACGGAAGUGCGAGCGACUUUGGACGAGUGGCAAUAGGAUUCAAAAAACAAAUCCGGACUGUGCUGCUGGAUGUAUUGCGCGAAUGUUGCAGUAUGAUGAGUACUGUGCGAAGUGUUGUGGUGAUGUUGUUGUUGUGUUGUGUGUGUUGUCGGAUAGUAGGGGAGCCAGAGCCAUAUGGGAGAUAUGUGUGUCGGUGCAUGUAACCGUGACGGCGCAUCCCGGACCGUGGAAACUUCGAGUUGCCCUGGUGUCCCCGACGUCAGUUUCAAUUCCUACGAAACCCUAUAUUCACUCCCAACCUCCCCACGCUUUUCCCACAAAAGAUCUCUCAUGCUUACAACCCAAUCAAAAGCCCGCGAUUUAUUUUAGAUGGUCAGCGUCGUGUCGCGGAUUGACUGCGUUGGCCUGGAGGACGAGGCAUCCGUCUGCAGUCCGCGGGUCGCGACGGAAGAGCAAACCCCACGUUCUAUCAGGGCACAUCCCUAUGGGCCAUUCGUCCACCACCGUUGGGCCGUCAUUGGGCCAAACCUACGCUUCCACGCAUCAGCAGACACCUUCCUACUUACUGUACAUAGGACAAGCUCCGUCCACGACCCCACCAACAAAAGAGAGACCAAGUGCCCGACCAGAGGCCAAGCCUCCAAGGAGAUCAAGGGAAAAGCCAAAGAGAGGCCGAGGAGACAUCAUGAAGAAUAAACCCCACUCUACCCCUCCAAGCCCGAGCCCACGUUGUUGAAUGCCGUCGUGAUAGUUAUUUGACGGUGCCGAUAAGUAUUCGGUACCAUUAGGUGCUACUGUACCAUUCUUCCCAUGAUUACUCCAAAGAUACUCGUGGGCCAUUCAAUCACUAUCGUGCCCCAGAGGACAGGCGCGGAAUA